GAAAUCAUGCAUCCCGUUCAAACUAAGGAAACCCUUGUUUGCGUCGGUCUCCACAUGCCGGACUAAAAACGGACACCUCGUAUCUUGAAGCAUAACGAACUUCUCUGCCAAUUGUGCGCGCGUGCCUACAAGGUUUCAUCUCACACAAUGCAAAUUAUUACUAUCUGAUGGAUCGUACUGCUCAUCCUGAGCCUCCACGGCUGCUGCGCUCGCAGGAUCCUUCUUCGCUGCCCGAGUAUCUCCGGGAACUGAAGAACUCGAAGCUAGUCACGCUUUCGUACAUCCCAGCUAGCAAAAAAAAGGCCAGAAAGCAUAUCGAAUCCGGGGUUCCUCAUGACAUCCCCAUCAGCAUACUGUCCAAGUCUCCGUCGCUUCUUAUUCCAAUCAGCACGAAACGUCGUACGCGUGCUCACAAACCAGAAAAAGCCGCCGUGCGACCGCGAAGACCUUCCAGUGCGUCGUUCACAAACUUGACACAAAAACUGGAUUUUAGCAGUCUGUUCCCAGAUCUCGUCCCGGAACUAACAAGCAUCGCGCAAAUCGGCCCCGACUGGGCAAUUACGCUUUAUUCUACAACUAUCUUCGCCAAAAAAGGAAAGAAUUGA
Ogataea polymorpha is the source of this 605-nucleotide messenger RNA. RefSeq lists its product as uncharacterized. The record is from RefSeq and is a predicted model, not a curated record. The transcript is spliced from 2 exons. NCBI's taxonomy places the organism in Eukaryota, Fungi, Ascomycota, Pichiomycetes, Pichiales, Pichiaceae. Bases 168 to 605 code for a protein of 145 amino acids.